AUGGCUUCGCAACUCCUCCACCUACCGCUCAACACUUUUCAGCUCCGCCACUUCGUCGCCGGAUAUGUGCAGUUCCGAUCACGAUUAAAAGCUUCAACAGAUGUGAAUGAUCCUUUUUUACUUCUGAGGCAUUCUCAAUUCUCGCGUAAGAGCUCUCAGGACUUUCUUCUCCGGCCGGUCUCUGUGAGAGUUAAGUGUUCUGCCAAAUCUACUGAGGAGAAGGAAGCUGAUGUAAGUGUUAAAGAAAGUGACGAUGGUGCCGAAGACGCUGAUAGAGACAGAAUCCAGCGGGACUCCGCUUCCACGCCGAGGAUUAAUUCGACGGCAUCCUCCGAUUCCUUAUCACUUGGAAUUCGUGAACCUGUUUACGAGGUGGUUGAAGUGAAGGCCAAUGGAAUGGUUUCAACUCGCACAAUUAACAGAAGGCAUUUGCUGAAGUCAAGUGGUCUUCGUCCUCGGGAUAUCAGGAGCGUCGAUCCUUCAUUGUGGUUGACAAACAGUAUGCCUUCUUUAUUGGUUCGUGAACAUGCGAUUCUCUUAAAUUUGGGCACCUUGCGGGCAAUAGUUAUGCAAGAAAGUGUGCUGAUAUUUAACUAUAACCGCAAGGGAGGGAAAGCUUUCAUCGAUGCCUUAUUACCCCGAUUAGAUCCUAAUGGGAAUGGGGGUCCCUCCAUGCCGUUUGUGCUUGAGGUGGUUGAAGCGGCCUUGCAUUCACGGAUACAACGAUUAGAACAGAGACUAAUGGCUUUAGAACCACGUGUACAAUCAUUGCUUGAGGUUUUGCCAAACCGUUUGACCGCUGAUGUAUUAGAACAACUCCGCAUCAGCAAGCAGACUUUGGUUGAACUAGGUUCCAGAGCUGGGGCUCUUAAACAAAUGCUGCUUGAUAUUCUUGAGGAUACAGAAGAAAUAAGACGGAUUUGUAUCAUGGGAAGGAAUUGCACCCUCAAUAGAAAUAUUGAAAUGGAAUGUCCUGUCCCUCUGGAGAAGCAAAUUGCCGAAGAAGAGGAAGAAGAAAUUGAGAUGCUUUUAGAAAAUUAUCUUCAAAGAUGUGAAUCUUGUCAUGGUCAGGCGGAAAGGCUUCUUGAUUCUGCAAAAGAAAUGGAAGACUCUAUAGCUGUUAACUUGAGCUCCCGCCGACUUGAAGUAAGCAGAGUUGAACUACUGCUUCAGGUUGGAGCAUUUUGUGUUGCAGUUGGUGCUCUGGUUGCAGGUAUAUUCGGAAUGAACUUGAAGUCUUAUCUUGAAGAGCAUGUGUUUGCAUUUUGGCUGACAACAGCGGGGAUUAUUUUUGGUCUUAGUAUUGAGUCUGGCAUUGGAGUCUUAAUGAAGGUCCGAUUGGAUUCCUUGAAUGGCCACCUGCAGUGGAACACGCUUCGUGCUAUUUAUGAAGACUUCGAAUUCAGCCUAGUAGAUUUGAUUCUAAUGCGGUUGAUUGCUUAA
Messenger RNA from Oldenlandia corymbosa var. corymbosa, 1443 nucleotides. Lineage: Eukaryota; Viridiplantae; Streptophyta; Magnoliopsida; Gentianales; Rubiaceae. The record is from the annotation of a GenBank genome assembly.